Molecule: messenger RNA, 1173 nt
Organism: Adineta steineri
Lineage: Eukaryota; Metazoa; Rotifera; Eurotatoria; Adinetida; Adinetidae
Source: the annotation of a GenBank genome assembly
AUGUCUCAACCUAUUAAUUAUAAUACUUAUUCAACAAUAGGUUAUAAUUAUCAUCAUCAUAAUGGUUGGGAAAAGCCAAAUUAUGAAACAUUUAAUUAUCAUCAAACUCCAUAUUCAAUUGGAACAAUGUCUUCAACAACCGGUGAUAUAACAAAUAAAUCUACUAAUACAUAUUCAUCAUCAUUCGAUCUAACAUCGAAUCUUAAUAAUUCAAAUUCAAGUUUAUAUAGACGUCAUACUGAAUCAACCUUGCCAACAUCGGCCUUGUUUCAUUCAUCCUCGUCGUCGUCGUCGUCCACAACUAAUUAUCCUUCACCGAAUCCAUUUAAUUACUCAAAUACAACGACACAUUAUCAUCCAUCAGAACUAUUUUUUGGAUGGAAUCAUGGUCCAUCACUAAUGCGUGCACAUAGUGCUUCAUAUCGAGAUUAUCCACAAUCAAAAUAUAUUCGAAUUUUAGCUUCAUUUCCAUCUUACAAUCCAAUUCAUUCUUCUACUUUACAAUCAACAACAAAUACGAAACCGUCGGAUAAUCGAUCAUCAAUUCGGACACAUACAGAACCGAUAAAUACACCUAUGAAUAGUAAUAAUUAUUCAUCGUUUCUUAAUAUUAUGCCACCACUACAUUUUCCGUUACCGUCACUACCACCAUCAUCAUCAUCGGCAUCAAUUUCUUCGAAACCCAAACAUCCUAUCUCGUCAACAAGAAAACGUCCUCGUUUAACUGCUCAACUUCGUAGCGAAAUUCUUAAACUUAAAGCUAGUAGACCAGCAGCUUUUGUUUGGGAAAUUCAACAAUCUCUAUUACAAAAUGAUAUCUGUACUCGUCAAACAUUACCACAUGCUACAGCUAUACAACGAAUUCUUAAUGAAUCUACGAAUUCAUUGAAUAUUAUUAAACAAGAACCGAAAUCCAAUGAUAAUAUAUUAACACAAAAAUCAUCGUCGUCAUUAACAAUCUGUUUAUCUCCAUCACAAUCUGAUAAUGAAUCUGCAUCUGAAUGUUCAAUUUGUCUUGAAACAUAUCGUAGUGGUCAAGAAGUUAGCAUAUUAUCAUGUUCACAUGAAUAUCAUUCAUCAUGUAUUAAAGAAUGGAUGAUAAAAAAUCGUUCAUGUCCAAUGUGUAGAAAAGAUAUUCAUAAUCAACCCCAAUUUGUUACUUUACUUAUUUGA